Molecule: messenger RNA, 1134 nt
Organism: Eriocheir sinensis (Chinese mitten crab)
Lineage: Eukaryota; Metazoa; Arthropoda; Malacostraca; Decapoda; Varunidae
Exons: 5
Coding region: 1-996 (331 amino acids)
Source: RefSeq, a predicted model, not a curated record
AUGCUGAGCCAACAGGUCGCAGUCUUGCUCUUAGUGGCGAAGCUAGUGUGUGGCGGUGUCGUGGGUGGGGAGUGGCGGCAGGGGACAGGGCUGGCGUGUGAUGAAACUCUGAACCUUGACUUCUCUGGCCCCGAGCCGCAAGUGGACUGUUCCUCACCAUGCAGGAGUACCGCCAGGACGGCACGAUCACCUGCUCCCUCGUCAGGGACAUGCCAGAAACGCAAGACCUUCAGUCAGCCCUACAGUCUGAAGCUUGCGCCAGCACCCCUGUCACAGGUGAAUCCACACCCACCCCUGUCACAGGUGAAUCCACACCCACCCCUGUCACAGGUGAAUCCACAGCCAUCCCUGUCACAGGUGAAUCCACACCCACCCCUGUCACUGGUGAAUCCACACCCACCCCUGUCACAGGUGAAUCCACAGCCACCCCUGUCACAGGUGAAUCCACACCCACCCCUGUCACUGGUGAAUCCACAGCCACCCCUGUCACAGGUGAAUCCACACCCAUCCCUGUCACUGGUGAAUCCACAGCCACCCCUGUCACUGGUGAAUCCACACCCAUCCCUGUCACUGGUGAAUCCACACCCACCCCUGUCACUGGUGAAUCCACAGCCACCCCUGUCACUGGUGAAUCCACACCCAUCCCUGUCACUGGUGAAUCCACACCCAUCCCUGUCACUGGUGAAUCCACAGCCACCCCUGUCACUGGUGAAUCCACACCCAUCCCUGUCACUGGUGAAUCCACACCCAUCUCUGUCACUGGUGAAUCCACACCCACCCCUGUCACUGGUGAAUCCACACCCAUCCCUGUCACUGGUGGCUCAACACCCACCCCUGUCACAGGUGGCUCAACACCCACCCCUGUCACAGGUGGCUCAACACCCACCCCUGUCACAGGUGGCUCAACGCCCACCCCUGUCACAGGUGGCUCAACACCCACCCCUGUCACAGGUGACUCAACACUCACCACUGUCCCCGUCAGUUCUUCUGAGGUGACUGAACUAAGUUCGACUGUCACAUCAGAGGCUACAACAUUGAUUGAAUGCGUGAAGGGAGGCGAAGUGGACUCCACAAAACCCCAAACAAUCACAGAUGAGCCGACUACAACCACCACUGAGUCUCCGUGGGUCUGCG